This is a messenger RNA of Nothoprocta perdicaria, 6592 nucleotides long. RefSeq names its product sorbin and SH3 domain containing 1 (gene SORBS1). Gene Ontology annotation, molecular function: protein binding. Gene Ontology annotation, biological process: cell-substrate adhesion. The transcript has 30 exons. The record is from RefSeq and is a predicted model, not a curated record. Gene Ontology annotation, cellular component: cell-substrate junction; nucleus; cytoplasm. Bases 208 to 4728 code for a protein of 1506 amino acids. Lineage: Eukaryota; Metazoa; Chordata; Aves; Tinamiformes; Tinamidae.
CAAGCUUUUAAAAAUUUCCCUGGAUAUUAAGCUGAUGUGACUUUGGCCACAAGAAGUAUGCACGAUUAUGUAACAGUUGCCUGUGAGAAGAAGCUGGAAUUGCCGGCAGAGAAUCCCGUCCCUCUCGACUGGGCCUGAAGAGCUGAGCCAAGCUGGUCAGUAGACAAAGAAAAUCCAGCAUUGAAAAAGGCAAGUCCCUCGGCCACAAUGAGCUCUGAACACAAAGAAACUGACGUUGCAAAAACGGUUGUCAACGGGCUGAUCUCAAGCAGCAAUGGACAAGAAAAAGAAACCGAUCCCAGCAAAGUCUGUAGUGGAAAAGGAGCUGUGACCCUCCGGGCAUCUCCAGCCUACGAAGAAAAUCAGAAUAUCUCUUCGCCGCCAUGUCCUCAGGAUGUUGAGCAACAUGAAAGUCUGGAGCCAGAAAACCCAGAAACAGAUGAUUGGAGAUCGUCAUCGUCUAAYACCGAUGCCAAUGGGGAUGCCCAACCAUCUUCUCUGGCUGCCAAGGGUUAUAGGAGUGUGCGUCCAAACCUUUCCACAGACAACAAGCCACAGGAUGCCAGCAGCACUGCUCAGCCUGGAGUUAUAGUAGUCCCCCUCCUCCAGGUUAACCCAGACAGACAGCAGCAAGAAGGCAGCUCCAGCACUCCACCACCGCCUCUGGUUCCUUUCGGGCAAGGCUCCGUAUUCCCCGAGACUGUUUCUUCUGGCUCACCCUUGACUUUUCCGACUCUAGACGAUUUCAUUCCCCCACACCUCCAGAGGGGUCCCCACCAUAACCAAGCACCCUCCGUAUCUGGCACGUUACCCCCUGUUUACCCGAAACUGCCAUCCUUCUCAUCACCACCUUCACUUGUCCCUCCAGUCACGGGGGCUUUGCACAGGGGCUUGAAGCCUGAAAUCACUGGAGUCAUCUCACAUACAGACCCUGGUCCUGUGUUAAAUGAAGGUCCCCAGCCUAGCACUGGCACAGAGUAUUCAACCUCCUUCACAUCAAUCAACAAGCCUUCCUCUGCCUACCCCUCUACCACCAUUGUCAAUCCCACCAUUGUCCUUCUGCAACACAACCGAGAACAGCAAAAAAGGCUUAGUAGCCUGGCAGAUCCAGUGCCAGACAGAGCAGGUCUUGAUAAAGUAGAUUUGACACAUACCCAGGACAGACCAGUUCGGGAGACAGCUCCGAGUGAGAAAAGAGCAAUGGAGGAGAAGAGAAGAACUGUAAAGAGCCCUCAGCAUAUGCCUGAUACGUCUGUCGAUGACAUUGGCAUUCCACUAAGGAAUACAGAGAGAUCGAAGGACUGGUACAAGACAAUGUUCAAACAGAUCCACAAGCUAAACAGAGAUGAAGAUUCUGAUUCAUAUUCUCCUCGUUACUCCUAUUCUGAGGACACAAGAACCCAGCCUUCAGUUCCCCGUUCCCGGAGUGAGAUGGACAAUAUCGACUCAGAGAAGGUUUUUAAGAGGUCUGCUACUUUGCCACUGCCAGCCCGUACUUCAUCACUGAAAUCAACCCCAGAAAGGACUGACUGGGAGCCUCCUGACAAAAAGGUGGAUACUAGAAAAUAUCGUGCAGAGCCCAGGAGCAUUUAUGACUAUAAACCAGGAAAGUCGUCGGUUCUGAACAACGAAAAGAUGACUCGGGAUAUAAGCCCAGAAGAGAUAGAUUUAAAGAAUGAACCUUGGUAUAAAUUCUUUUCGGAAUUGGAGUUUGGGAAACCGCCUCCAAAAAAGAUUUGGGAUUAUACUCCUGGAGAUUGCUCUAUCCUUACUAGAGAGGAUAGAAAGACUGAUCUAGAAAAAGACCUCUACCUCUACCAGACUGAGUUAGAGGCAGAUUUAGAAAAAAUGGAGAAGCUUUAUAAAGCGCCAGAUAAAAAGCUACAGAAGAAUACAGCAGGUGUUGCUCCUUUGGAAACUUCCACAGACCGGUCUUCCUACUACCAAGCAGUGAAGCGAGAGGCAGAGUUCGCGCCAGGGGACCCGGCUGCCUUGGAGAAUGAAAGGCAGAUUUACAAGAGCGUGCUGGAAGGUGGAGAUAUCCCACUGCAGGGGCUGAGUGGUCUAAAGCGACCUCCUAGCUCUGCUUCCACGAAAGUGGAUCGUAAAGGUGGGAAUGCUCAUAUGACUGCACCCUCUUCAGUUAAUAGCCGAACCUUUAACGCUAGUCAUACCGGUAUGUUAGGUCACGCAUGUAAACAUAAGAAGCCCCUAUCAGCUGCAAAAGCCUGCAUUACUGAAAUCCUCCCUUCUAAAUUCAAACCCAAACUAGCAGUCCCAGCUGCUCUUGUGCAGGACAAGAAGGGUAUCUUGCUGUCUCAUGAGAAAGCUCAAAGCUGCGAAAACCUUCGUAGCUCCGUUGCCUUGUUUGAUAAUAAAAAAGCUUUCAUGGUAGACAUAGGGGAAGGCAUAGAAAACAUGCUGAUGAAGUCGAAGCAGGAGUAUGCCAUCAAAUCUGGCAGUACCAUGAGCCUGCAGGAAUAUGGCACCAACUCUGGGAAAGGCUACCUGUUCCCUGCCUCCAGGAAGAGUGGGAUGGAGUUUACCAUGCUGUAUAAAGACAUGCACCAGAUCAACAGGUCUAGGAUCCAUCUGGACACAGUCUCCUCCUGCAGCGUGAGGGAUAUCGCAUCCCAGUUUGAGAAUGAGGCCAAGGAUAGGACGGAGCACAGUCUCAGCCAGGGGAAUUCAGAGCAAAUUCCCAAGCACACAGUUUCCUCCCGUAUCAGUGCCUUUGAGCAGCUGAUCCAGAGAUCCCGGUCAAUGCCCUCGCUUGACUUUUCCAUUGGACAAGGCAAAUUUCCCAGUUCUCUUCAGUCUAAAACUUGUCUGAGUUCUGCCUACUCUGCAGAGUCUGUCCUGGAUUUGCCAAAACCCCUCCAAGAGGAGAAGGAUGCUGCCAGCUUGGCAGAUAAAUCCUCCCACUCCUGCAGCAACGUGGAGGACACAGCUUCCGAUGUCAGCGAUGCCCUCCCGAUGGACACACUUUCAGCUUGCACGGAUGAGAUAGAUCUCCUCUCAAAUGCUUCCAAUGACAGCGGCAGCAGCAGCAGCAACCUCAAUGGGCCUCAGAAAUACAAAAUCAACAGAUGCAAAGGCACAUGUCCAGCUUCCUACACCAGGUUCACUACCAUCCGAAGGCAUGAGCAGCAGCAGUCCUCCAGGAACACUGAUUCCAAAGGGGAUGUCUAUGGGGACAGACCCACGCUCCCCAGAAACGUCUACCUAAUGAGCCCUCUCCCCUUCCGCUUGAAAAAACCCUUCCACCACAAUUCCAGGAGGACUCCACCCCUGGACUGCCCGGGAAGCCCGUCCGCACCCAGCCCCGAGAGCCCAAAUGACCCCAUACAGCUGCAAGGCAGCCUAGGAGACAAGAGUCACUGCUCCCAGCACGGACCGUGCUUCAAAAGCAGACCUCUGGCCCCGAAGCGCCUGUCCUCCUUGGACGUUGUGGAGAAGCUUAGCCACUUCCCCACCGUGGGAUGUGGUCGAGAGCGCUUCCUGGGCCGGGCUGCUGCUCCUGACUGCUUUAACAAUGGCAACCCUCUUCCAUAUGCUCUCUAUCCCAGCUUGGACACAAACAACAACCCGCAAAGUGAACUUGGGACAUACCUAGGAGAUUCAGAAUCACCAAGGCAUUUUGCACCAGUCGAUUACAUGGAAACUCCAGAAGAAAUUAUUCGCAGACGUCAUGAUGAUAAAGAGAAACUUUUAGAGGACCAGAGACGGCUUAAACGUGAGCAAGAAGAAGCUGAUAUUGCAGCUAGAAGGCACACAGGGGUUAUUCCAACGCACCAUCAAUUUAUCACUAAUGAGCGAUUUGGGGACCUCCUAAAUAUAGACGAUACAGCAAAGAGGAAAUCUGGGUCAGAGAUGAGACCUGCUAGAGCCAAGUUUGACUUCAAAGCACAGACGCUAAAGGAGCUUCCUCUGCAAAAAGGAGAUAUUGUUUACAUCUACAAGCAGAUUGACCAGAACUGGUAUGAAGGUGAACACCAUGGCAGAGUUGGCAUCUUCCCACGAUCAUACAUAGAGCUACUUCCACCAGCUGAGAAAGCUCAACCCAAAAAGACAGCACCAUUGCAGGUGUUGGAAUAUGGAGAUGCUGUUGCGAAGUUCAAUUUCAAUGGGGAUACCCAAGUGGAAAUGUCCUUCAGAAAGGGUGAAAGAAUCACAUUGAUUCGACGUGUGGAUGAGAAUUGGUAUGAAGGAAAAAUCUCUGGUACCAAUCGCCAGGGCAUCUUCCCUGUCACUUAUGUGGAAGUGCUCAAACGGCCUGUGGUCAAGAAUGCCAUCGAUUAUCCUGACCCGCCAAUGUCCCUCUCCCCUAACCGCAGCAUGACRGCUUCGCCACAGGAAGCUGUUUGCAAUGAGAUCAUAAACAUUGCAGAAAAGUCUGUUCAUUACUGCAGUACUAUUUCUCAGCCUCUUGACUCUCGCCACAAGGUGACCUCUAAUGACCAUAAACCAUCUCUCAUCAUUUCUCAGCAACCUCAAGCACAGCAGCAAGGAGCCAGCCCUGACAGAAGUCAUACCCCGCGAGACAUAGUUAGCUACCAAGCCCUGUACAGCUACACUCCUCAGAACGACGAUGAGCUGGAGCUGCGGGACGGUGACAUUGUGGAUGUCAUGGAGAAGUGUGAUGAUGGCUGGUUUGUGGGUACAUCCAGGAGAACAAGACAGUUCGGCACCUUCCCAGGCAACUACGUGAAGCUUCUGUAUCUGUAACAAAGCAGUGAUCCCACAGUGACGAGGAUGGAGUCGUUUCCAGAUGGUGUUUUUAAAUAGCAAAGAAAGAGACAAUUUAUGAAUGUACUAGACAAGAGACGAGAGUGUUAGGAGGAUGUGGUUAUGUGGUACAGUACUGAGUUGAAUGUGUAGCCCUACUUCCACUGAUUCAGGGUGUGAUUUGUUUGAUUAAGAAGAGGCAAAGUUUCUAGUUUACAGUGCUGCCUUUGUGUAUUCCUCUCCCCUCCCCGGCAAGAGUCCUGGUGAUAAUCUUAAUUUGUAUGGAGUGUUUACCUCUGAGAAGGCUUCGGGGAAGCACCUGGUGCAGGUUUUGUUUGUGUGUUGRGUUGCAAUAGUGCGUGGGGGCAGCGUGGGCGCGCGGCGGCCGCCGUUCACUGAAGAGCUUCGGGAGGCCGCGCUUGCUGCCCGCCGAAGAAKCACUUCAUUCUGCCUUCCGCUGACACAGAAAACCCUCCCUUCGUGUCGUGCACCCUAAGACCCAGCACAGGCAGAGGACAGCUCGUGUGCUUAAACUGCAGAGUCUGUGUGAGAAAGGAGUUGGAGAUCCAUAGCUUAAUCCAUAGAGAUCAGCCAGAACAUAAUGCAACUAUGAAAAUUGCCUAGACCCUUCGUUCUCCUCAUUUCUGCAGGGUUUUCUUAUCUUCUUUUGUGCAGGGUGUGUGUGUGUGUGAGUGUAUUGUGUGCAUCAAAACAGUCAUGUGUUUUAAGGAGAGAUCAGCCCAGCUUUGACGUUUAUCUGCACAAAGAAUAGAGCCAAUAAACAGAACAUCCAUGAGAGCAAAUCCUGUUUAUAAGUCCUACGGCCGCUCACUUUCCCUGCUCCUCCUGCCCUGUUGCUGGCCCUACAUGAUUGCACRCGUUUGGAAGCAUUCUGGGAUUCUGGGAUCCUGCGUAUGGGAUGAAGAUGUCGCCUCCUUCCCGGCGUUGCGUCCUAGAGGCUCUGAUAGACCCAAGCCACAUGUCACUGAGGGUGCCUUUUAUUUCUUUGGGUUACAGUGUUGAUGGUAAGUCUCAAAUAAAUAUAUGCAUUUUGGCUGCCUCUUAGUCAAACAAGAAAGCCUAAUCAAUUUGGAAAGCUGUGUUUCCACAGGUAUUACCAGCUACAUAUAUUUGUAUUUCCUUGAGGAAAAAAAAGAAAGGCUUGCCUGUAUGCUUGCCUGUAAAUCCAGGACAAAUACUCUUUUGAUAGAUGUUUUAUUAUUAAGAAAAAAAGCAUAAACAAAACCAGUUGCAUCAGACUCUGCUUCCUAUAGUUACCAUAAAAAUAGCAAAGGGUUAGAUUGCUAUUUUGUCAUAAGUCGUAUUUAAUAAUAUAAAAUGCCUAUUUUUAUGCUGAUGCUUUUAUACAGAUUUAGUAAGUGUAACUGCAACUAACUGUUAGCACGACCUGCAAUACGUUUUGAUAAAUUUAGCCAUUCCCCUGGGUUUAAAAUCAAACAGGCUUGUCUUCUGCCUAGGUAAGCAGAAGAGAAGACUCGGUGUCUCAGAAGUUUGACUGUAAAUAUGUAUAUUUAACUUUGUACAGACAAUGUACUUACCUUGUAUAGAAAAAUAAUUUAAACACAUUAAAUGAAGGGAGAAGGAAAAAAAAAGGCAGUUAUGAAAGGUUGGGAUUUUUCCCCUUUUAUUUAAAUGAUGGRAUUCCUUGUAUGUUCACAUGAAGUGUUUUAGCACAAAAUAUCCACUAUGAAAGGUUACAAAUAUGACACAAAGCACCAUUGUUUCUUUCUGCAGGAGAUGACUUGAAUCCUGCUUCUUACUUAUGGGUUUGUUUUUCUGCUUGGGGUUUGCCCUCCAGCUACCUGCCUCAAUAUUUAGGCCUCUUGCUAAGAUUGGGUAACAC